Diachasma alloeum is the source of this 1491-nucleotide messenger RNA. RefSeq names its product proline-, glutamic acid- and leucine-rich protein 1. The transcript is spliced from 3 exons. The coding region runs from base 368 to 1393 and encodes 341 amino acids. Lineage: Eukaryota; Metazoa; Arthropoda; Insecta; Hymenoptera; Braconidae. Gene Ontology annotation, molecular function: structural constituent of chitin-based larval cuticle. Gene Ontology annotation, cellular component: chitin-based extracellular matrix. The record is from RefSeq and is a predicted model, not a curated record.
UCCUCUCGCGGAAUCGUGCAUCACGGUGCCCCAGCAAAAUUCGCGAAAAUUGUCCAAAUGACGCAAAGACAAUUCCCCGAGCUGUGGAAAAACUGUCUAGCCCCCGUCAUUUUCAUUCUCAAGCGUUGAAUAAAUGCUCGGGACCUCGCUGGGACUGUUCAAUUCACCAGGUGUAUUUUCACAGUGUUGAGACCGCUGGGUGAAUACCACAAUUCCUGUAUCGAAGGAAAGUUGGCCUCCUCUGGCCAGUGUACGAGGCGUAUAGCAAUUUCAAACGGGGAUAUUGGUAUAAGAGCACAGGAACGGGGAGUUGCUCGAGAUAGUCCGGCAUAACGCACCACACCCAGUCUUACACAGCUACGGAGACAUGGAGAUACCGAUCAGAUUUAUUCUGUUGAUGUGUGUCGCUGAAGUGGUGAGGGGACAGUACAAUGAAGCGGAUAUCGGAGCUUUACGGCAGGGGCCGGGAGCCAGUACCAGAUUGACGGGGAGAUUUGCACCUAGGCAGAGCGUGAGGAUUGGCACUCCGGUGGUUAGCAGUAAAAUCCGACGGCCGAUACCUUUGAAAUCGCGCCCAGUGGCAGCGGAGCCCCUGGAGAUAUCCCCCUUCAACCUCCGGAACACGCGUCCAGUCUUCAUUCCGCCGACACGCGAGCCCUCGACCCCUCCCCCGCAGCCGCAGCAGGACCAGCCAGUGAAGCCAGUGAGCGAGGAGCACGAAGAGGAGCCCGAGGACGCAGCGCAGGCGAUCUCCAGCCUGGGCUCGAUCUCGCAGCCCUCAGCCCCCUACAUCCCCAGUUUCUUCUCUUCCCAGUCGACCCCUCGCCCCGAGCCGCAGAUAAUCCACUACCGCCCGACGGCGUCGCGACCCCCGCCCCCUCCCCAGCCGCAGCCCCUCCAGGAGCAGAACAUCUCGCCCGUUCAGUAUCGACCGCAGAAGCCCCUGAAGAUUCGCAAGCCCAUUGAGGAGGUCCACGAGGUGCGCGUUCCCAUAAAGCAAACGCAACUGGCGUCCAACAAAAAAACGACAAAGUCGGAGUAUCGGGGGAAGAAGCCGGUGGCUCAGGUGAUUCGAAGGUGGCGCGAGGACAACGAGGACGGCUCCAUCACCUGGGGAUUCGAGAACGACGACGGCUCCUUCAAGGAGGAGAUCAUCGGCGUCGACUGCAUAACCAGGGGAAAAUACGGUUACAUCGAUCCUGACGGCAUACGAAGGGAGUACACGUACGAGACUGGGAUAAAGUGCGACGCUGAUCAGGAGGACGAGGAGGAGCAGAAUGGAUUCGUUGAUUAUUCGGAGAAUAAACUAGUCCUACCCAGUGGCAAGACCAUCGAUCUGUCGAGCAUGGGGAAGAAACAGGCGCGCAGACCUGGGCCCAUUUACAGGAAUUGAAAUAUGACGGAGCUCUUCUGAUUUAUUAAUUAUUUGAUUAAGUAUUUUUAAUUGAAAGCAUGUAAAGUCUUUUGUACAAAAUGAAAAUGUGUCGAUAA